This is a messenger RNA of Heteronotia binoei (common prickly gecko), 2278 nucleotides long. It is a transcript of the gene ACKR4, whose product is annotated as atypical chemokine receptor 4. Gene Ontology annotation, cellular component: membrane. The record is from RefSeq and is a predicted model, not a curated record. Lineage: Eukaryota; Metazoa; Chordata; Lepidosauria; Squamata; Gekkonidae. The transcript has 2 exons. Gene Ontology annotation, molecular function: scavenger receptor activity; chemokine receptor activity; chemokine binding. Bases 61 to 1122 code for a protein of 353 amino acids. Gene Ontology annotation, biological process: G protein-coupled receptor signaling pathway; immune response; chemotaxis.
AAGAACUGCAUUCCACAAGACGGAGUUCUUAAUUGCAGCUCCUGCUAUAAGACUUUCCACAUGGAACCACAUAUAAAUUCUUCAGAUUACUCUUACAGUGAUGAGGAAUGGAAUGAUACUUUUGAAUAUGCUUUGUAUGAAGAGAUAUGUGUCAAAGAAGAGGUAAGACGUUUCAGAAAGUCAUUUCUACCUGCAUUUUACUCCAUUGUUUUCCUCGUUGGACUGGCCGGAAAUUCUUUAGUGGUUGCAAUCUAUGCCUACUUCAAGAAACUGAAGAGCAGGACAGAUGCAUACAUCAUGAAUUUGGCCAUUGCUGAUUUGUUAUUGCUUUUCACUCUCCCAUUCUGGGCUGCAAAUGCUGCACAUGGAUGGGUGCUUGGCCUCGCUUUGUGCAAAAUAACCUCUGCUAUGUACACCUUGACUUUCAGUGCCAGAAUGCAGCUUCUGGCUUGCAUCAGCAUGGAUAGAUACAACGCCAUCAUCAAACCCCAGAGCCAGCAAAGAGUUACAAAGAAAUGCAGCAAAACCUGUUCUGUCGUCUGGAUGGCUGCCAUGUUGCUAUGUGUCCCUGAGCUAAUGUUCAAUACUAUCAUAGAGCUGCAUGGCAGAUCUGAAUGUCUUCCUGUAUUUCCGAAGAGCCUUGGGGUAAUGCCUAAAGCAACCAUUCAAAUCUUGGAAAUCACUCUGUGUUUCGUAUUGCCUUUCCUCAUCAUGGUGAUCUGCUAUUCAGCUAUUGCCAGAGCUCUCCUUAAGAGCCCCAGCAUUAAGAAGUCCCAUCCCCUGAAAGUUCUUGCAGCAGUCGUCUCUGCCUUCAUCCUCACCCAGCUGCCUUACAACAUUAUCAAGCUUUGCAGAGCCAUAGAUAUUAUCUUCCACCUGAUUACAGACUGCAACAUAAGCAAUACCAUCGAUGUUGCCUUCCAGGUCACUAAGAGUAUUGCCUUGUUUCACAGCUGCCUAAACCCCAUCCUGUAUUUUGUUAUGGGAGCCUCUAUCAAAACGUACAUGGUGAAAAUAGUGAAAAAUUAUGGCUACUGGCAAAGACAACAAAGCACAGCAACUGAAGAGAUUCCCAUGGGCCACGAGGAAUCUGCAGAGCAAACAAGCAGCUUCACUAUCUAGAAGACUGGGAGAAGGAGGGUAGUUCACUGUACCCCCUGUUAGCUACUCAGUGUUUAGACAGUGGGGGCUGACUUUGAGAUAACAGAAUGUAAGCACUCCUUGGCAUGGGACUGCAUCUUCAAAUACUUGUUUAAACUGGCAGGGUGAUGCAGGCCAAGUCAAGCAGAAAUCUUGGCGCCAUCGGUUUUCUGAACACUCCUAGCGUGGCACAGCUUUUCUGAUCUUGGUUUCAGUUUAUUGUACAAUAUAUCAUCUGCUUUCUAUAGAUUACUCUUUGAGGAGCUAAGGAUUGGAAAGACAAAAGUCAGACACAGCUUAAAAAACAUGGGAAGGGAUGCAUGAGAGAUGUGCGCAUGUGGAGAGGAGGGAUCAAAAGUACCCGAAAAGUUGUUAUCUGCAGGGCUGAUUUUUUUCUCUAGCAGCCUGGAUCAGGGAAAGUCAGGUUUUCUUUUUUCGUGUAUUGUACCCAGCAUCCUGAUGCUGUGGGCAGUAUGUCUUCCUGCUCCUGCCAACCAGCCACAUGGAUAGGGAAAGGUGAAAUUGCACUGUAAUUAGUGCAAUCUUAAACAGAAUUACAUUCUUCUAAAUCUGCUGAGUUCAAUGGAAUUAAAGGAUGUAAUUUUGCUUAGGAUUGCACUGUAUGUUUUGUCACAUGUUACAGAUGUUGCUUUUAAACACAGCUUUAGUCUUAUGUCUUGCCCGGGCAACCACAGUUAAAGCAGGCACUUAGCUAAGUUUCUCAACUGAAUUAACAGCUUAUUUUUGUUAACUACAAUCUGUUUAAGGCACUAAAAAUAUCUUUCCGGUUACUAAGUUGUUUAAUGCCAACAAUACAUAAAUGCAGACAUCUGUAUUCAAGUGGAUUUUUAUCAUUCCAAAGUUUUUAAAAUUAAAGACACAAUGAAUUUCUGCAUUUUGAUGCAACUAAUUACAUCAGAAACAGAAUAUAGUCAGGAUUUGCAGAAUUUUCUUGGAAUUUAUAUGUAAAGAUGUCUACAUCACAGGUAGUAAUGGUCUUGAAGAAUACUGCUAAUGUAUUUUGAUACUUGACACAAAACGGCGUUUCACAAUCAAGACAACGUAUAGUUGUACACUUUGCCAAAAUGCUUUAAACACAUUUUUAAAAAACAUAAUAAAUAAAAGUUUUUAAAAACUG